AUGACUCCGGAGGUGAAGAGGGUGGAGGUCCGGAAGUCGGGUCGGGGUCGGGUAUGCACGGAUAUGACAGAAGCUCCAGGAAAGGCACCUGGUUAUGAGUCACAUGUCAAACAGACCAUAUUCCAAUUGAAGCCAACCCUCCUCAUUGUGGAUGAAAUCCAUAACCAUCAGAAGCACCCAGUGAAGAUGUACCCUCUUUGUGAUGCUGCUACAUUCAUGAUGGGGCAUUCAGGAACACCACUUGUGAUGGAACCCCAGGACCUCUUGAACAUUGGGCUCAUGCUAGGUGUUCCUGACAUGAUGACCUUGAAUGUCACAUCAUCUCAAAAUGAUGCCCGACAAACCAUUCAAAAACUCACUGCCAAUUCCAAUUCCAACAGCAGAGAGAUGCUGUCCAAUGCCAUCCUCUCUGGCAAUUUCAUCCAGCUCAGCCAGAAUUCUGACCUCCAAAUUGCCCACAGCCUCAUGAGAGAUUCCAUUCUCUCCUUCAAACAGAAUUUCAACGGCUACAUCCUUUGA
This is a messenger RNA of Cantharellus anzutake, 519 nucleotides long. RefSeq lists its product as uncharacterized. NCBI's taxonomy places the organism in Eukaryota, Fungi, Basidiomycota, Agaricomycetes, Cantharellales, Hydnaceae. The record is from RefSeq and is a predicted model, not a curated record. The transcript has 2 exons. Bases 1 to 519 code for a protein of 172 amino acids.